This is a messenger RNA of Nezara viridula (southern green stink bug), 485 nucleotides long. The record is from the annotation of a GenBank genome assembly. Lineage: Eukaryota; Metazoa; Arthropoda; Insecta; Hemiptera; Pentatomidae.
UUUACAGAUGAUUCGAAUUGACCAGCCUGGUGAGAGCCGCUCUACCGUAGAUUCCAGUCAAUUACAUGUGACAGAGCCACAAGAGCCACAUCCAUCAGAGCCACAAUGCAGCGGCACCAAAGCUGAAGUAGAUAUUGAACAGGGUCGAGUUGACUCGAUGGCCGCCGCUCGGUGGAGCAAGUGCUUUAACCCUCUUAGUGAUAAAGGAUAAACUGCAUCCCUGGCAUAAUUAAUCAUCAUAAUAAUAUUUUCAAUCAUAUUCAUCUGGCUUGACACUGAUUGAAAUCUCUCUAAACAAAAAACUAACCUAUAUUAAUAAUAUGUGAUAACAAGCUUAAAACCACAUGAUAUGGCAAUCCAGAUUUUAGGAUUUGCAGAUGAUUUAAAUCUUGCAGAAAGAACUCUGAAGAGAGAGAACGCAGCAAGAGAGAAAUUUUGGACAUUGGAGAAGUGUGCAGCAAAUCUAGGUCUUAUUAUUAAUAUUG